CAAAGAGUUUAAACGGGUAUUUUUCUUGUAUGUCAGGAUCAAGUACACCUUUAAAUAUCUUGUGGAUGUAGGACAGGGCCAGGAUCUGAGCUUCAGAGCCUUAGUUUUGCCUUCUCGUUUGCGCAUCCUCCGAACACGUAUUAGGAGGAAAUUCUCACAAAUCGGGGCUUUUGAUGGAUCCAGCGGAGUUACUUAAUUAAAGACCGAGCGGGUGGAUAUCAGAAGUGUUCCCUGCUUCAGUUUUGGUUAAAAGUCGUAUCUAGCCACGUGGCAACCAUGAGUGAAUGGAUGAAGAAAGGCCCCUUAGAAUGGCAAGAUUACAUUUACAAAGAGGUCAGAGUGACAGCCAGUGAGAAGAAUGAAUACAAAGGAUGGGUUUUAACUACAGACCCCGUCUCUGCCAAUAUCGUCCUUGUGAACUUCCUUGAAGAUGAUAGUGUGUCUAUCACUGGAAUUAUGGGACAUGCUGUGCAGACUGUUGAAGCUGUGAGUGAAGGGGACCAUACAGUGAGGGAGAAGCUGAUGGAUUUGUUCAUGUCUGGAGACUGCAAAGCAUAUAGCCAUGAGGAUCUGGAAAAGAAAAAGAGUAGUCUAAAGAAAUGGCUUGAGAAGAACCACAUCCCCAUCACUGAAGAGGGAGAUUCAAAGAGGACUCUCUGUGUGGCAGGGGUUCUGACUAUAGACCCUCCAUAUGGUCCGGAAAAUUGUAGCAGCUCUAAUGAGAUUAUUCUGUCCCGUGUUCAGGAUCUUAUUCAAGGACAUCUUGCAGCUUCUCAAUGAGAGGCCAAGAUUUGUGGACACACUGUAGACUGUUUUUUUUCUUUUAUAAAAGAUUUUGAAUGUAA
This is a messenger RNA of Otolemur garnettii (small-eared galago), 845 nucleotides long. RefSeq names its product gem nuclear organelle associated protein 6 (gene GEMIN6). The transcript has 3 exons. The record is from RefSeq and is a predicted model, not a curated record. Gene Ontology annotation, molecular function: RNA binding. Gene Ontology annotation, biological process: spliceosomal snRNP assembly; spliceosomal complex assembly. NCBI's taxonomy places the organism in Eukaryota, Metazoa, Chordata, Mammalia, Primates, Galagidae. The coding region runs from base 277 to 780 and encodes 167 amino acids. Gene Ontology annotation, cellular component: SMN complex; nucleus.